CAGCAGGCGGGGAAGAUGAAAGGUAGCCGGGUCGAGCUGGGAGAGGUGACACCACACAAUAUUAAACAGUUGAAGAGAUUGAACCAAGUCAUCUUUCCAGUAAGCUACAAUGACAAGUCCUACAAGGACGUACUGGAGGUUGGAGAGCUAGCAAAACUUGCCUAUGUCAAUGAUAUUGGUGCAGUAUGCUGUAGGGUGGAUCAUUCACAGAAUCAGAAGAGGCUUUACAUCAUGACACUAGGAUGUCUGGCACCUUACCGAAGGCUAGACAUAGGGACGAAAAUGCUAAAUCACGUCUUAAACAUCUGUGAAAAAGAUGGCACUUUUGACAGUAUUUAUCUGCAUGUGCAGAUCAGCAAUGAACUGGCAAUUGACUGCUACAGGAGAUUUGGCUUUGAGAUUAUUGAGACAAAGAAGAACUACUCUAAGAGGAUAGAGCCAGCAGAUGCUCACGUGCUACAGAAAAACCUCAAAGUCCCUUCUGGUCAGAAUGCAGGUGCGCAAAAGACAGACAACUGA
Molecule: messenger RNA, 519 nt
Organism: Lepus europaeus (European hare)
Lineage: Eukaryota; Metazoa; Chordata; Mammalia; Lagomorpha; Leporidae
Product: N-alpha-acetyltransferase 50-like
Exons: 1
Coding region: 16-519 (167 amino acids)
Biological process (GO): mitotic sister chromatid cohesion
Cellular component (GO): NatA complex
Molecular function (GO): acyltransferase activity, transferring groups other than amino-acyl groups
Source: RefSeq, a predicted model, not a curated record